Messenger RNA from Linum trigynum, 2814 nucleotides. The record is from the annotation of a GenBank genome assembly. NCBI's taxonomy places the organism in Eukaryota, Viridiplantae, Streptophyta, Magnoliopsida, Malpighiales, Linaceae.
CUCUAUUUCCAUUUCCCUCAAACACAUACUAGACAAACACACUUAUUUCCCACCUCACCUAAUAAGCUCUCUCCAAUGGCUUCUUCCUUCCCUUCCUUUCUCCUCAUUCUUUUCUUCCUCUCUUCCUCUAUCAGCAUGGCUACAGCCAGGCCCCCUCGCCCUGGCUACCGCCCGAGCUACCGGUUCAGAUCAAUGGCUUUCUACAGAGGUUACAGAACACUCUGGGGUCAGUCCCAUCAAAGAGUGGACAGAAAUGGAGUCACCAUUUGGCUGGAUAGAACUUCAGGAAGUGGGUUCAAGUCAGUGAAACCAUAUCGAUCUGGGUAUUUUGGCACUUCCAUUAAGCUCCAAUCUGGCUACACCGCUGGAGUUAACACUGCUUUCUAUCUCUCCAACAGUGAAGCUCAUCCAGGGAACCACGACGAAGUGGACAUUGAGUUCCUGGGCAAGACAUUCGACGAGCCUUACACUUUGCAGACCAACGUCUACAUUAGGGGAAGUGGGGAUGGAAGGAUCAUCGGGAGGGAGAUGAAGUUCCAUCUCUGGUUCGAUCCCACCAAAAAUUUCCACCACUAUGCCAUCAUCUGGAACCCCAGGGAGCUCAUAUUCUUGGUGGACGAUGUGCCAAUAAGGAGGUACCCGAGGAAAAGCGCGGCGACGUUUCCACUGAGGCCGAUGUGGGUAUACGGUUCCAUAUGGGACGCAUCGGCUUGGGCGACGGACGACGGCAAGUACAAAGCGGACUACAGGUACCAGCCAUUCGUGGCGACCUACAAGAACUUCAAGGCCAACGGGUGCACUGCCUACGCGCCGCGGUGGUGCAGGGCGGCCACCGCGUCGCCGUACCGGAACGGCGGCAUGACCCGGCAGCAGUACAGCGCGAUGAGAUGGGUGCAGAGGAACCAUAUGGUGUACAACUAUUGUUGGGACUCGUCGAGGGACCGUUCCCUAACGCCGGAGUGCAGAAUGUGACAACAACAACAAAAAAAAACACACACAAAAAGGGGGCAUAUUUGGGGAAAAUGGAAAUUAGUCAAAUUUGUCUUGGUGGGGGAAAUAUUGGGUAUUGGGAUCAUGUCAUUUUCACAAGUGUUAUAUGUUUUUAUUUUUAUUUUUGGGGUGGUAAUAAGUUAUGUUAUAUUUUUUUUUUUUAAGUAUAUGUGUCCUUGUACUUGUUGUGGGCAGCAUUAUUGAAGAAGGGCAGUUGGGAUAUUGAGUUUUAGUGGGUGAAUGAGAAUUGGGUAAAUCAUUUUUCUCUCUGUAUUUCUUUGUUAGUUUACUUACUUUGUUGCUGUAUUUUUUUUUUUUUUCCUCCCUUGCCAUUAUUGGUGGUAGUGGUAUUAUUGUGUACAUUAAAUGAGCAGAAUAAGAAGAGGGAAGAAUUAACACAAAUACUAUGUUUGGGAAGGGGUGUAAAUGGAAGGGGGUGCAAGUUUGGAGGGGUAAACACAAGUUCCAAGGUGUUUACCCCCGUUUGGUUAUUUUGUAACAGUAGGGGGGUGCAAAACGUGAGCGUAAAUUCACUGUUUCGGCUUACCCCCCAAAUUGGGGUGCAAGGGAAGGAAGGAAGGGAGGGGGAAGGGGGAGGAGGAGAAUUAUGAAUUUUUAAUUAGAUUAUAAUUACAUAAUAAUUAAUAUUAUUAAUUUUUUCUUAUAUCUAUAUUAGUGUAGAAGUUGUUUGGGGUUGACCGUUUGACUCAGAGAGCAAGUUUGUCAAUGUUCGCCUCGUCAAAUCGAUAUCUCUUAGUUGACCCGAAUUUGCAUUGAAAAUUAGAGAUAAGAAGCAUUUGUUGAAAAGAUAGAGAGGAACAGUUUAGUUAACUCGAUUUACUUUAAUAAGUAGUUAAAACUUACAGAUUCGAACGUGUUUGACUAAGUUUGACCAUAUUCAAUUUAAAGUUAGGCACGAGAACCCCCUUAGGAUGACCAGUUACGAGUUGGAUUUCGAGUUUCGAGGUUGCUCGACCAAUGAUUAUUAUUGUUGCUAUAAAUAAUUAUAUUUGAGCAUUAUUAUAUAAUAAUUAUUUUUAUUAAAAUUAUUUUUAUUUAUUAUUUUUAUUUAUUAUUUUUAUUAUUAUAUAUUGAAUUUUCAUGUUAUUAUUUUGUGAUAAUAUUUUAUAAAUUGAUAAAUCUAUUUUAUAAUAAUAUAAUUACUUACUUUUUACUCUAUUUGCACCCCCCUACUUUUUCAUCCAAACAACAAUUUACCCCUCCACUUACACCCUCCACAAAGUUGCACCCCCCAACAAUUUACCCCUCAACUUGUACCCCCCUCGAACUUGCACCCCCCUUGUUGCCAAACAUAGUGAAAGGGAAAUCUCAUCUGGAAAUGAAGGAGUUAGGGGCAGGUAGUAAAAGAACAGAGAUUGCAAUAAAUGUGACGUAGUGAGAGACUAAAUUGAUGAAAGAAAAGAUGGGAGGAGAGUGGAGAAGAAUGGGAAAGGGGGGAUGGGGUCAUUCUAAAAGCCAUCAUUUCGGUGCAUGGGAUAAUGGGCAUUCAGAUUCAAGUUGUGUGUCUAUGCAUCACUCCCUAGUCCCUUCCUAUCUCUCUCUCCCAAGCUUGUCGAACCGGUUUAUACCGUUAUGCUGGUUUGGCAAGUGAAAUGAUACGACCGGCGGUAUAACCAGUUUGUACUGAUUCAUGCCGGUAAAAAAAAAAGUGAAAACAAUUGAUAUUCAAUGUAUUUAAUCAUAUAUAAAAUAUAUUGGUGGACAAUUUAGUUACAAUCCAACAUAUAUCAUCAACUUUUAACCAUUAAAUUCAUAAAAGUGAAUAAUUAAAUAUUUUUUAUUAAAUAAAUUUAUUAAAAUGAU